AUGAAUAAUAAUAAUCUUCAAAGAUUUUUGUUGUGGGAAGAAAUUAUGGAAGAUGUUAGAGAUGCUGAAGAGUUUUAUGCUAUAAGAAGAGAAGUACUUCGAAGGCCGAAUCCCUUCGAUUUGUCUGAUGAGAAAUUCAUAAAGUUAUUUAGGCUUACAAAACUUCUAUGUGAAAACUUAAUAAAUAUUGACUUGGCAGCUUUGAGGUUCUUUGGCACUGGAAGUUAUCAAGAAAUUACAGGAGCAAGCAAUUAUGUUGGCAUUAACCAACCAUCAGUGAGUAGAUGUAUCAAAGAAGUUUGUAAUGCAAUGAAUCAGCCUCAAAUAUUGAAUAACUGGAUACAUUUUACCAGAAACAUAGAGGAAAUGCAAGCUCUUCGAACUAGCUUUUUCCAGAAGCACCAGUUUCCAGGGGUUAUUGGUUGUGUGGACUGCACACAUGUCAGCAUUAUAGCUUCACGUACAAAUGAUCCUGAGUUUCCAGAAUAUAUUUAUGUUAAUCGGAAGAAUUAUCAUUCGAUAAAUUUUCAGUUGAUAUGUGAUAGCAAUCUGAAAAUUAUGAAUGUAAAUGCACAAUUUCCCGGAAGUACUCAUGAUGCCAAUAUAUGGCGACAUUCACAGAUCUCAACAUUAAUGGAGAACAUUUAUAGACGAGAUCCACAGAAUGGGUUUUUUCUUAUUGGACACUCUGGAUAUCCAACAAGACCAUGGCUUUUGAACCCAAUUCAAAAUCCCACUGCUGCUGGUCCAGAAGAAAAGUUUAAUGAUAGACUCUGUAGCAUUAGAGCGACUAUUGAAAGAUGUAAUGGUGUGCUAAAAAACAGAUUUAGAUGUCUCUUAAAACAUAGAGUCCUACAUUAUUCCCCUACAGUGGCAGGACAAAUAAUCAAUAGUUGUUGUGUCUUACACAACAUGUGCAUUGCAAAUAAUGUUCUAGAACCACCAGCAGAACAACAAAAAAAUGAAGAUAUUGACUACGGCAUUUAUGCAGUAGAAAAUGUACUAGCUGAAAACAUUGGAAGAGUAAACCCCGAUUUGGCAGCAGCUAGAGUUCUUCAACAAAAUAUUAUUGAUAAUCAUUUCCGCCAAUAA
Molecule: messenger RNA, 1092 nt
Organism: Sitophilus oryzae (rice weevil)
Lineage: Eukaryota; Metazoa; Arthropoda; Insecta; Coleoptera; Curculionidae
Product: putative nuclease HARBI1
Exons: 5
Coding region: 1-1092 (363 amino acids)
Source: RefSeq, a predicted model, not a curated record